Messenger RNA from Carica papaya (papaya), 1847 nucleotides. RefSeq names its product cysteine proteinase mucunain. Gene Ontology annotation, molecular function: cysteine-type peptidase activity. NCBI's taxonomy places the organism in Eukaryota, Viridiplantae, Streptophyta, Magnoliopsida, Brassicales, Caricaceae. The record is from RefSeq and is a predicted model, not a curated record. Gene Ontology annotation, biological process: proteolysis.
UUCCAAAUUCAAUUAAUUUCCUCUCUGUUUUGGGUUUCUGGUUUCUCUCCAUCUCAAUCUCUCCGCUAAUCUAUACACACACACACACACACACAUAUAUAUAUAUAUAUAUUUAUACACAGGUAUAUAAGCAUACGCGCAUCUCACCAAACUCACAUCUCAAAAACUCUCCACGACGACGAGCUUCUCCACCUUUCCGAGACGCGAUUCAUCAACCGCAUUAGCCAUGGCGCCGCCUCCUUUUCGGCUUUGUAUAGCUAUUUCGUUCCUUUUCAUGGUCUUCUCCUUGUCGCUGGCUUCCAUGUCAAUCAUCGAUUACGAUCUCCCCGCCGAUCCUCUGCAAUCGACGGAACGAACCGAGGCGCACAUGAUGAAGAUGUACGAGCAUUGGUUGGUUAAGCACGGGAAGAACUACAAUGCUAUCGGCGAGAAGGAGCGGCGAUUCGAGAUCUUCAAGGACAAUCUUAGGUUUGUCGACGAACAGAACUCCGUUCCUGGCCGCACCUACAAGCUCGGAUUGACUAAGUUCGCCGACUUGACUAACGAGGAGUACCGAGCGAUGUAUUUGGGUGCGAAGAUGGAGAAGAAGGAAAAAUUGAGGACUGAAAGGAGCCAGAGAUAUCUGCACAAGGCGGGCGACGAUGACGACCUGCCUUCUCAUAUUGAUUGGAGAGAAAAGGGCGCCGUUACGGAAGUCAAAGAUCAAGGCCAGUGUGGGAGUUGCUGGGCGUUCUCUACAGUUGGUGCAGUUGAAGGGAUAAACCAGAUUGUAACAGGUGAGCUAAUCUCAUUGUCAGAGCAGGAGCUGGUGGAUUGUGAUAAAGCAUAUAACCAGGGCUGCAAUGGAGGUCUAAUGGAUUAUGCUUUUGAGUUCAUCAUCAAGAAUGGUGGCAUUGACUCCGAAGCAGAUUACCCCUACCGGGCUUCUGAUAACAUGUGUGAUUCAAACAGGAAAAAUGCUCAUUUUGUUACCAUCGAUGGAUAUGAAGAUGUCCCGGAAAAUGAUGAGGAGUCGCUGAAGAAAGCUGUGGCAAAUCAGCCAGUUAGUGUUGCCAUUGAAGCUGGUGGCAGGGAAUUCCAGCUCUACCAAUCGGGUGUGUUCACGGGACGCUGUGGAACAAAUCUAGACCACGGUGUUGUUGCAGUUGGAUAUGGAACAGAAAAUGGCAUAGACUACUGGAUUGUGAGGAACUCAUGGGGUCCUAAGUGGGGAGAGAGUGGUUACAUCAGGAUGGAGCGCAAUGUGGCCAGCACUGACACUGGCAAGUGUGGGAUCGCAAUGGAGGCCUCUUACCCCACCAAGAAAGGCCAGAACCCACCAAAACCGGGACCAUCUCCCCCAUCUCCGGUAAGGCCACCGACUGUCUGUGAUGAAUAUUACUCCUGCCCUGAGGCCACCACCUGCUGCUGUGUCUACGAGUACGGUGGAUUCUGCUUUGGCUGGGGAUGCUGCCCUCUUGAAUCCGCAACCUGCUGCGAUGACCACUACAGCUGCUGCCCUCAUGACUAUCCCAUCUGCGACCUUGACGCUGGAACUUGCCGAAUGAGCGAGAACAACCCAAUGAGUGUAAAACCAUACAAACGAGGGCCUGCUAGAAGUACACGAUCACCAAGUGUUGGCGAGCUUGUCAGCAGUGCUUAACAAGGCCCUGCAACAAUCAGCCGCUGCCAUUGGAGGUUUAUAUGCUUUUGGGAUCAAUCAGUUAGUAGAUAGUCGUAAUCUUUCUCGGUGAUUUGUUGUAAAUAAGAAACUCCUUAUUUAUCUUAUUCUAUCCAAAAUCAAACAGAUAAACUCCCAUUUCAUUGUAUCAAAAUUUCCUGCGAAUUCUCCAUUUUAUUUUCACUAA